AUUUAUUGAGCUGAAUGGCUUCUAUUUCUGCUGGCUUAACCUAUAAGCAGCAUAGUAACACUCUGUGAAUUAAGUACUGUUAUCAAAUCUUAUCAUCAUGUCUUCUCAAUCAGCUCAACCAUUCUCCGUCUCUGGUAAGACCGCCAUCGUCACAGGCGCUGGGUCAGGAAUCAACUAUGAGUUUGCUCAGAUUUUGCUCGCAAAAAAUUGCAACGUCGUCAUAGCAGACCUCUCCCUGAGACCAGAAGCCGAAGCUCUAGUCUCAAAGUACAAAGACUCCUCUCCACGAGCAGUUUUUGUCAAAACAGACGUCACAUCCUGGAAAGAUCUCACCAACGCAUUCAAGACCGCCGUUAAAGAAUUUGGCGACUUUGACAUCGUCUGUCCUGGGGCUGGCGUCUACGAGCCUCAUUUUUCUAACUUUUGGCACCCUCCGGGAUCCGCUGAAUCUAAAGAUCCUCUUGACGGCGAUCAUUACAAGCUACUUGAUAUUAACCUCACGCAUCCGAUUCGUGCCACACAACUUGCUAUCUCACAAUGGUUACAUGGAUCCCCCAAGAAAGUCUCACCUGAAAAUCCAAAGCGAGUCAUUCAUAUUUCCUCUAUUGCAGCUCAAUGCCCCGCGCUCAGAAGUCCUAUGUACGGAGCAAGCAAAUUCGGCAUCACAGGUUUUGUACGAUGUCUUGCAGAAGUUGAGAAAAUUGGCGUUCGUGUCAAUGCCGUUGCACCUGGGCUCGUGCGCACCCCGUUAUGGACAGAACAUCCCGAGAAGUUGAAAUAUGUGAAUGAGGGGCAGGAUGAGUGGGUUACACCUCAAGAAGUUGCCGAGGCCAUGCUUCUUUGUGUGGAGAGUGACAAGUACCCUGGUGGAACGGUGCUUGAGGUUGGAAAGAACAACACCCGUUGUGUGCAGCUGUUCAAUGAUCCUGGGCCCGAUACGACUGGUCAGUCGAAGGGAGUUUCUAUUAGUAACACUGAGGAGGCGGAUAAGAGUAUUUGGGAGUGGCUUGGUGAUAAGUCAAUCUGGGGUUCAACUUUGUAAGCGCGUUAGCUAGUUUGUUGUAGCAUCAAGAGCCAGUCUUUACCUCAGAUCAUGUUCUAUCCCUCGGUUCAGCUGCAGUUCACACAAUAGCCCCGCAAUGUAACAAGCGAGUUAUUGAGCUGCACUUGUGAAAGUGCCACGCAUCAGUCUCAAAUGCAUACGCGGGUUACUUAUUUAGGUAACCGACGAUGUCAAGUGACCCUGAUGUCUGUGUUGUUCUCGGCUUAGCCAGUCAACAUGACUUCCCCUCUUCUCGCUGUACGCCACUUCAAUUCAUUGCAGCGAGGUGCAGCGGCAUAAACCCACGCGAAUGCGACCCCCGCUUGUUGUCUCCUCGUUUAUGUAAUUUUAUCGUUGCCUAAUGCCCCCGAAUGUUGAGGAAUCUUUGGAGUCGGCUUGUUGUCCGUGUUUUUGGGUCGUAAGUGGCUUAUACCCACAUUUCGCCUUGAUUACCACUUUGGGAUGUGAUGAUGUCGUCAACUUAAGGACUGCA
Messenger RNA from Fusarium redolens, 1535 nucleotides. RefSeq lists its product as uncharacterized. The record is from RefSeq and is a predicted model, not a curated record. Gene Ontology annotation, molecular function: oxidoreductase activity, acting on the CH-OH group of donors, NAD or NADP as acceptor. Gene Ontology annotation, cellular component: cytoplasm. The transcript has 2 exons. NCBI's taxonomy places the organism in Eukaryota, Fungi, Ascomycota, Sordariomycetes, Hypocreales, Nectriaceae. Bases 98 to 1042 code for a protein of 314 amino acids.